This is a messenger RNA of Phytophthora infestans T30-4, 1548 nucleotides long. RefSeq lists its product as uncharacterized. Gene Ontology annotation, biological process: protein folding. Lineage: Eukaryota; Oomycota; Peronosporomycetes; Peronosporales; Peronosporaceae. Bases 1 to 1548 code for a protein of 515 amino acids. The transcript has 3 exons. Gene Ontology annotation, molecular function: alpha-tubulin binding. The record is from RefSeq and is a predicted model, not a curated record.
AUGCAUGUUCUCAUCGUUGGAGACCGGGUGGACGACGGCUCUGGCUCGUCGGGCACCGUCCGCUACGUUGGCCCUGUGGUGACAGCGAAAAAUGCAUCUACGCUGUACUACGGCAUCGAGUGGGACGAGUGGGGUCGCGGCAAGAACGAUGGCAGCGUCGAGUUGCCAAGUGGAGAGCGCGUGGUGCAUUUCUCGGGGCCUCCAGGCCGCAAAGUGUCAGGACACGGAAGUCCAGUGAGCUACAAACGCUCGUUCGUGAAAGCUUCAGUUUUUGACAAGACAGCCGAACGAAGUUCGCUAUUACAGCGACUGCAUGAAAGAUAUUCCAACAAAGAACAAUAUUCCAAGUCAGAGGAAGGAACUCCAGGUGACGUGGUGGUAGCCGGAGAGGUGGGCACGACGCUGGGCAGCGAGAAACCCAUUGAAUUCGUGGGAGCCAAGAAGCUCAGCACCCAGCAAACGCUGCAAACUAUCGAUAAAAUUUCACUUUCAAAUUGUCGAUGGAGUGACAUAAUUGCUGUCAUCCGCGAACUUCCGCUACUGGAGACGCUGAUUCUAAGCGGGAAUAAGUUGACAAUUGAGGAAGAAAAUGACAGUAGCAAACUAGCAAUUUUUGAGAAUUUGAAGGUGCUGGUGCCAAGCUACACUCUGCUAUCAUGGAAAAAUGUGGGAGCGAUCAUCACACGCCACUUGCCCAAGCUGGAACAGCUGCAUGUAGUAGGCAACGAGUACGAAGACGACCAGCUGACAGAGUGGGAGCCAACUGGAGGCUGGUUGGAGACGCUGUCGGUGUUGGAUUUGAGUCUCAACCGCUUGAAAUCAUGGAGCAAAGUGCUGCAAGUUGUUGGGGAGUUCGCGAACUUGAGUCAGCUCUUCUUACACGGGAAUCAGAUCGUGACGCUCGUGGCUGACGUGAAGCCAACCUCGUUCCAGCAGCUUACGACGCUGUCGCUGAGUGAGAAUCUGGUCGAUUCGUGGACUUCUAUUGACGCUUUGAAUGCUUUUCCUCUGCUGGAUACUCUACGCUUUUCAAAGAACCCAUUGACGACGCAGAUGAGUCUGGGCGAAGCUCGAUUGCUGGUUGUUGCAAGAACUGACCACAUCGCAGUGUUUAAUGCAAGUCCAGUCCGCGAGAAAGAGCGCAAGGAAGCAGAACAACUCUAUCUGAAGCGAAUCUUGCACGAACUGGCUGUGAUCGGCGAAGAUACGACCGAAUAUGGGCGUGUAUUAGCAGCUCAUCCACGCUUCACUCGCUUGCGAGAGCUGCAUCCAGAGAUCUCCAUUGAUCAAAAUGGCUACACUGCGGAUAGUGGAUCUACGGCUGGUCCAAGGAAGUUGGCGUCGAGUCUCAUUAAAGUCAGCAUCAUCCCAAUGUCAAUGCAAGCGACUGGUUUCGAACCUUUAGUCAAGAAAAUCUCUCAACAGAUGAAGGUAUCGCAGCUCAAAGUACUCAUCGAGACGAAAUUCGGCAUCCAAGUCCCUGCUCAAGUGCUUUCCUUCCGUACCGACUCGAGAGUAAGUGUGUAUCCUACUACGGAAUGCAGGUAA